GAGGGGAGGUGAUGGCAGAGAGAGACGGGAUGGAGACGACGAGAAAGGGGAAAGCAGGGAAGAGGGGAGGGAGAGAGAACGAGAGAAGAUGAUAGGUGGAAGAGCUUCUGGCGAUGGCCAUGGCGUCUGGGAACGAAGGGGGGCGAGGACAAGAGCCUUAGUCAGGAGGCGCCAACGAAUGGUCAUGCUACACGAUGUGCAGGUGCCCAAAGAGGGAAGACAAGAAGACGAGGCCGGAGCGGGAGCCGAAGGAGGAGAAGAGAGAGGAGGUGGAGACGCCGGCGGCGGCGAAGGGGGAGGAGGAGAAGGAGAAGGAGAAAGAAGCAGUAGGCGAGCGGAGAGAUCUGCAGAAGGCGGCAGCGGAGGGAGCCGUAAUACUAUAGCCGAUGAGGAUCAUCAUCAGCCUCAUCAGCGGCAGCAAGCAACAACCCCCACGGUCUCUUGGAGAAGGAGAGGGUUAAUAGAGGUGGUGGCGGAUGAUGAGGACGACUCUGAUUACGUUCCCGGAUGAUUCAUUGUUCGUUCAUUGUUCGUUCUCUGUUUUUUUUUCUGGUUAAUGUCGAGACCACGCUUUGACGAAGGCCACAGGGAAAAAGGGCGGGGAGCCUGCAGUGAGGCCGCCUGCGCGCCGCCCGCCCGCCGCCGCGGUACACAUCGCUGAGGUCGGUGAAAAAAGGCGGAGAGCGUGUAGAGAGGAUGUGCCACCUGCACUCCGCGCCCCUCGCCCGCGGCUCCAGCUGGCGGUGCCGAAGGCAGGGCGGUGAUAAAGAAUAGGCGCGGGGAGCGUGCGGAGAGGCGGGGAGCCUCCUGCCUGGCGCACUCGAUGCAAAAGGCGGGGUGGUGGAAAGACAAGGCUUAGCGGCCGCCCGCUCCCCGCGGGAGCGAAAGGUCGAGAGUGUACGAAAAGGGGGAGGAGGGCGGGGCGGCCGCGGAGAGAGGCAGCUGAUUGACGAUACCAUUUUUACAACGAGGGCGGCUCGCGCGCAGAGGGUGAAGACUGGUGGCCCUCGCUCGUAUCAGCUGCCAUUCCUCUUUGCGACAAGUAACUCGGAACGCAACACGCAACACGCAACACGCUGCUAAGGACAGCCUCUCUCUCUCUCGCUCCUCUUUUGGAUUGGUCUCGAGGUCGAAUGUGUACUCUUACUCAAUUACCGGCGUAUGGGCAGCUCGCCCUCGCUCGUAAUCAUUCUUUCAUUGAUGUUCAUUUUUUUAAAAACGUUGCUCGCGUUCAUAAUCACUCAAGCAAUCAAUCGUCCGAUUGAUUGUUCAUUUGACGAGUCUCUCUUCCUUACGGAAUGUGACAUAUACACCCCAAAAUAAAACAUGCUUUUGCUC
Chara braunii is the source of this 1338-nucleotide messenger RNA. The record is from the annotation of a GenBank genome assembly. NCBI's taxonomy places the organism in Eukaryota, Viridiplantae, Streptophyta, Charophyceae, Charales, Characeae.